Trichomonas vaginalis G3 is the source of this 504-nucleotide messenger RNA. RefSeq names its product calcium-binding protein family. Gene Ontology annotation, molecular function: calcium ion binding. The transcript has a single exon. NCBI's taxonomy places the organism in Eukaryota, Parabasalia, Trichomonadida, Trichomonadidae. The coding region runs from base 1 to 504 and encodes 167 amino acids. The record is from RefSeq and is a predicted model, not a curated record.
AUGAGUGACGAAGAAAGGAUCAAAGCCAUCGAAGCCCGUUUUGAUGCCCUCGAUGAAGGCCGUGACGGAAAGAUGAAGCCAGCAGAGUUCAAGGUUCUCUACGACGAUUUAGAAGGCCGCGAAACAACACGAGAAGAGUCCGACAUCAUGUUCAGAGGCAUUGAUAUCGAUGGCUCCGGCGAAAUCACAAAGAAGGAGUUCAUGGAUAUGGUUAAUGCCAUCGUUAAGAAGGAUGAGAAGUACCAGUACAAGAUGAUCUUCAGAGCUUUCGAUAAGGACAGAUCCAGAUCCAUCGAUGUCAAUGAAAUCAUCGCUAUUCAGAAAUUCCGUGGAAAGGAAGUCACAAAGGAGGAAGUCCAGAAGUUCCUUCUUGAAGAGACAGGCAAGUCAACAGGCAAGCUUAACUUCGCCUUGUUCUACAAGUGCCUUACUGGCAAGUUUACACCAAAGGAAACAGAUCCUUAUGAUGGAAUGUUAAAGUCCAAGUGUUGCUUAUUAAUCUAA